This is a messenger RNA of Pleuronectes platessa (European plaice), 5664 nucleotides long. RefSeq names its product opsin 7, group member b (gene opn7b). Gene Ontology annotation, molecular function: G protein-coupled receptor activity. The coding region runs from base 326 to 1540 and encodes 404 amino acids. The transcript has 6 exons. Gene Ontology annotation, biological process: visual perception; G protein-coupled receptor signaling pathway. The record is from RefSeq and is a predicted model, not a curated record. Gene Ontology annotation, cellular component: membrane. NCBI's taxonomy places the organism in Eukaryota, Metazoa, Chordata, Actinopteri, Pleuronectiformes, Pleuronectidae.
GCUGCUGUGUGGAGAAUGCAUGUGUGUACGAGAAGGAGCUUUAAGAGGGGGAGCCGAGCAGCAGAGAAGGGACUGAGGGGGAGAGAGUGGGAGCUGCACACUGACAGAGAGGAGGAGAGAGCAGAGACCAGAGGAACGAGGAGGCAGCACGUCUGUCUCUAUCUGUUGCCUCUCGAGGAGCUCAGCUGCCGGGCUGCUGCCAGAGUGUGUUCAGCUGGUCCGGUUGCAGCACUGCCACACAUGGGUGAAGGUUUGACCCGCUUCGCCCUGGACUUGACUCAAAACCGAUGAUCUCCAGCCAAAUCUGGCAUCUCCUCUCAUUAAGAUGGGAAAUGCCUCAGAAACAUUUCUGCUCGUGUCCAAGAUAUCAAAAGACAGUGACAUCCUCAUGGGGACGAUCUACAGCAUCUUUGGUGUGCUGUCGUUAAUAGGAAAUGGGAUCCUGCUGUUUGUGGCCUAUAGAAAAAAAUCCACCCUGAAGCCUGCUGAGUUCUUUGUGGUUAACUUGGCCAUCAGCGACCUGGGCAUGACCAUGAGCCUGUUUCCACUGGCUAUCCCCUCGUCCUAUGCCCACAUGUGGCUGUUUAGUAAAACGAUCUGCCUUAUCUACGCCUUCUGUGGCGUCUUGUUCGGCCUGUGCAGUCUGACCAACCUCACAGUGCUCUCCUGCGUCUGCUGGAUCAAGGUCUGCAUCCCAAACUACGGUAACAAGUUUUCAUACAGCCAUGCCUGUCUCCUGAUUGCUGGGGUCUGGUGCUAUGCUGGAGUCUUUGCUGUGGGGCCCCUGUCUGGCUGGGGAGAGUACGGGCCCGAGCCGUACGGCACGGCAUGCUGCAUUAGCUGGCAUGCGCCCAGCGAAAGCACUGCAGCUAUGACCUACAUCAUCUGCCUCUUCUUCUUCUGCUACAUCAUUCCGUGCACCGUCAUCUUCCUGUCCUACACCUUCAUCCUGCUGACCGUGCGGGGCUCCAGUCAGGCUGUGCAGCAGCACAUGUCCCCCCAGAACAAGAUCACCAGUGCACAUGCACUCAUCAUUAAGCUUUCUGUCGCAGUUUGUAUUGGUUUCUUGACAGCAUGGAGUCCAUAUGCUGUUGUGUCCAUGUGGGCAGGGUUUGGUAACCCAGAAACUGUACCACCCAUGGCUUUUGCCCUGGCAGCCAUCUUUGCCAAGUCCUCCACCCUCUACAACCCUAUUGUCUACCUGGUCUUCAAGCCCAACUUCCGCAAGUCCCUGUCCCGCGAUGUGGCCAAGUGCAGGAGGACACUCUGCGGAAGUCCAUGUCAGCACAGCUCUGCACAAAAGGGAACUUGCGGACAGCCUAAUCACAAAGAAGAGUUCAACUCAACAAGGUUGUCCAACGGGCUACCAGAGAACCACAGGACCUGCAGGCACUGUCCUUGCCCUGAAACAGUCCUUAGUGACAGAGAAAAUCUUACAGACAUCAGCCUGCAGAAGACUGCAAGGAUACUUAAAGGAUCUCUGCACAACGAGGUGGCUAUCAGUCAGCUCUCCAACGAAAUGCAGAGCGACUUCCUCUAGAGGAACAAACGCACUCACACAGUGAGAAGGUGACAAAUUCAGGAAAAGACAGCAAAUAUGAAGGUUGAAGACCCUAACUGCAAGUGAGGGAAAGCAAUGACAAUAUAAUUAAAGAUGAAACAAUCAAGAUUGACUGGAAAGAAAGGAAAGGAGUUUUUUUUUAAUGAAGAACUUGCCUCAAAUAUGUGAUACUGCCAAAAUAAACAUGGUUACAAAGUUAGAAGCCAACACAGAAGGAUAAGUGAGCCAAACAGCCAGCAUGCAACAACAGAUGUGUACAUCAAUAUUUCAUCAGGUCAAAUUAGCCUGAUCACCUUUACUGAUCAGCGCUAAGAGAAUCCAGAGUCCCAAUGCAAAUCAAUUCAAGCUGGAUUUAGAGGGAGGGGCCGAUACUGCCACUUUGCGCUUGCUUAACUAGCUUUUAUGUGUUUAUUAAAAGAACUGUAUUUAAUGUUAGAAGUAUUUAUUCAUGCAUGAAGAACCACAGGGUUGCUGAUGUUAUCGAAUAGAGAAUUAAUAAUGCACCCUGAUUGCUGAAGAUUAACAAUACGAGAUUUGAAUUAAGACCCAUUACUAUAGCUACAGUCUGUCGGCAACUGCAUUCAUCUUCAUAAAUAGGCCUUUUAAUGUUUUUAGGAACAAAGAGGUGUGAUAAAGAUUUGGCUUAGUGAGUCCUUAGUUACAUGUGUACAAAUUAACAUGGACAUUUUACCCCAGGGUUGUUUCAUUGAUUCCUCUGCAGAGAGGAGCCGCUGAUGCCAAUCUUUUCUAAUUAGUUGUGUCCAGCACAAAAGACGUGACUGGCUUUCAGAAACAGAAGAAUCUGUUGACUCCGAUUUAUUUGGAGACCUUGUGAUAAGAAUCAUCAAGACAGCAACAGGGAAGCAAUAAAAUACCAAAAUGUACACUUUCUGAAAUCCACUGUGAAAUAAGCUCCCCAUUUUUAAAUGUACAAAACAUCUGAAGUAUUGAAACACAUAUUUGAAUGUAAGCAUCAUUGUCUUUUUUACUAAUAAUGCAAACAGUGUGAAUCAGAUUUAAAUCAAAGUUAUCUAUUAACGUUUGUUUAAAGCAACCGGCAUUACUGGCUGGAAGAGAUUGUGGCAGAAUUACUAAAAAAUGCCCCAAAACAGCUGAUUAAUAAGCAGGGAGAAGGUGAGAGAAUUGUGAUUGAAAAUCUUCCUGAUUAAACUUAAGCUGAGCUUCAUGUCUGUGCAUGGAUAUGAGCCACUUGCGUUUAGAGCUCCUCUUUCCUCUCUGAAAAGAGUGGGCUUGUUUUUCAAUAAAAAGAUUUGUAACACAAGAAAGAAAUUGGGCCGCCCAAAUUAUCCCUAUAAAAACACUAAACAGCGAGCAUAGUAGAGCUUAAUCACAAUAUUUGUCCAACAAACACUUUUGCACUUUUCCCGUUGCUGCAUAGGUCAUCAAAUGGAAGUACACAAAACCUGCCAUGGACAAGUCAAUUCCAUCUGCCCAGGUGCAUGUUUUGUUUGACUGGCAUGACCCUCACGGCAUGUCAUGAUUCCUUACUUUACAAAGGUCAGAGGAAGGGUCACUUGUCUUUGCAGUUUCCACAGAGUAGCAAACUAUAAAAGCGGUUUCCAUUUCAAGUCAUAACAAAAACAACCAUCUCAGCACAUAUCGUGUGGUUGGAGGAGUGCUGCCCGGCUGCACUCCUCCAACCACUGCUCUGACUUUGGUGGCGACCCCCCUCUUGAUGAAAAUGAUACCAAACCACCAUUUCCAGUUGAACUAACACUCUGUGUCGGCUUUUCACAGAACCUCUGCCUUGGGGUUAGACCCUUGUUAGUUCAGUGCUUACAGAUCUGUUGGCUGUGGGCUUAAGCUGUGUUCAGACUAAUAUUAGCACAGCAUGAACAGAAAACAAAUUGCCCCUAAAUUAACUUCAGUGACGCCACAACAGUGACGCAGACGGCUACUGCAAAAAUCUUUACAGACCACUUUCCCAUUCACGUGGUUUGCAGACCCCAAUGCAUGUGUCGGUGCAUGUUGCUAGGAACGUGAAUGAGUCAUUUCUCCUGUUUAACUCCAAAUGUUGAGACAGAGGAUAGAAGAUGCACACUUGCUCUCCUAACCAGUCAGGGAUAAUGUUGAGGAUCCAUCUACAUGUGAGCAGCUUUACCGCUGGGAAACUUAGCGUUGGCAAAGACAAGCGAACUUUCAACUGAGUCAAUGAUUCAUUCAGAUUAAUAUAUUUAUUUGAUCUAAUUAUCUGACAGUGAUUCUAUACAACUACAUGGGUGCACAGGGUAGCAGCUUCCUUCUGUAUCGCUCUCUAUCGUCCAGGGAGAACUGGAGUGUGAUAAGUAGCCAACUAGCUGCAUAUGGUAAAUUUGUAUUUCUGGAAAAAAGAAAAGUUGUACAAUUGUAUUUACAACUCUGGUAUUUCAAGAAAAAGCUGUUUUUCAUUUUUGCUGUAAGACACGGGAGAACAGAGGUGAAAAGGCCGAGGGAUCGGUGAAAUGCAAGUGUUUUUUUUUUACUUUUUGCUCAUCAUGCUGGAACCAAAGGUUGCAGUCACCUUUACGCUCACUGUCAAAGCCAAAAUGUUGUUUUGGACACUUGUAUUUUUCUACCAAUACCAUGACGAGAACUUACAUAUCAAUAUACCAUGGCUUCCAGUCCUGUGCUGGUCAGCCUUUGUUCCUGGGCAAGGAUGGACACACAAACCAGGAAACACAACUGUGAAAACCAGAUUACGAUGACUCUUUUUGUUUUCUACUCGGUUCUACUCAAGGAACAAAUACUGCAAGUAACCAAGUUGUAUAUUCUCUAUCUCUAGCCAUUCCCACCUAGGGUCAUCUCUACUGGCUUUACUUAUUCAAACGAUGUACAUAUAUAUCAGAUGUCAGGGAUUUUAUGUAAACAUUGGUUUGCAUGUAUAUAGAUAUUGUGUGUACGUGCAGAUGCGUUAUCUAAUUCAUAUAUUACCAUGGAUAUCAGCCUAAGUGUAUGAGUAGGGGAUGGAGAAAACCCCUCGCAGUGUCUUGAAAUGGGGAGAUGGAUUCUAUUUUUGUUAUUUCAGCUUCUGACUGGUGGCGUAGAAAAUUGUUUCCAUGUUUUUCUUAUUUAGCGCGAAACAGCCUCCAGGUCAAAUAUAUCCAGGUCUGUGGCUUCGCUCGCUGCAGCUGGAAUCUAUUUCCUUUCAGCCCUUUAAUAGCUGUGCCUGAGAAGUACAGACUUAGCUGGACUUGUCUCCUCAUUCCAAGAUCAGUAAUAUUACACAGCCGCAAAAUGAUGGCCAUUACUUUUGACCAUUAGUACUUAAACUCUAUUUCCCUCCAUGGUUUUGUUGGGUUUCGCAGAGACACAACAAUCCAAGUGGGAAAUUUAAUCUAUUAUGAGGUUAUUGUAUAUUCAGCUUCUAUGAAGGUGACCGUUUCUACCUCCCAGUUGAUCAUGGAAUGUAUUUGUGGCUCUUGUUUUUGCGUAAUUUGAACUGGAGAUGCACAGCAUUGGAUAUUAAGGAAUCCAAGGAGCGCCGUUUGAUGUGAUUACGGCUGCUUGGAUGAGCGAGCCUUCUCGAUUAUUAAGAGAAAUCAAAGCGCUGAUGUGUCAGAGGUGCACACGAAGUGUCUCGAGCUGGAUGCAAUUAUAGUUAGCCCUCGCACCAAACGAUCCAGUGUUGUCGCCGGCGCAACGUAAGGCCUCGUGUCAACACUUGAGUCAGACAUGCUAAUCAGGACGCUCUACUUUCUGUGUGAAUCUCACCUGUCGAGAUGCAUCCUGGGAAACAUGACAAAAACCUUGUUAAUCCCGUUUGAGAUGCGAGCCUCUGAAUCAGCAGAACUUCUUUAUGCAGCAAUUAUAAUGGUUUAUAACAGGGGUGUCCAAACUACGGCCCGCCAUCCAUUUUAAAUUGGCCCACCUCCAAAAAAAUGAAGAUUAAAUAAAUAAACUUCAAACUUACAAGUUAAUGGCACUUACUUAUAGCACUUUGUAGUUUAGCUCUAUUUUUGAAUACAUUGUACUUUCUUGAUUCUUGUUGUUCUGGGUUUGUACCCUUGAAUGCACUUAUUGUAAGUUGCUUUGGAUAAAAGCGUCAGCUAAAUGAAAGAUAAUGUGAUGGACUAUGGCCCACUGUAUUGCAGCUGUCCCUCAGA